AGCAAAGCUAGGUCGUCAGAGCGGAGAUGGGCUUAGCGGUGGUGAUCUUUUGCUAUUUUCUAGUCCUUCAGUUUCCGUCAUUUACUUCUCUUUCAAACAAUACCUCGGCUUCAGGUUACGGUCAUGGAAAUGAAAAGAAUAUCAGUAAUGCAUAUCAAGCUCAAAGUAUUAGCAACAUGAAGGAACUUUUGAAGGGUGAUUUAGUGCCGAUUACAAAUUACAGCCAACCCUUGGGCCCUAUCUAUGUUCUUCGUGGAGGUGGAGGUGGCCGUGGUGGAGAUGGUGGUCGUGGUGGAGGCAGUCAUGGUGGUACUAGAGGCAGUCGCGGUGGAUCUCCAUAUGGUUUUGGUUAUGGUGGAUCGUCAUGUCCAUAUGGUUAUGUUUAUCAUGGUGGUGUCUGUGGAUGGCCAUGUCCAUAUGCACUACACCAUAUUCAAGUUUUUGUAAUGAAAAGAAAGUGUUAG
Papaver somniferum (opium poppy) is the source of this 464-nucleotide messenger RNA. RefSeq names its product glycine-rich RNA-binding protein 10-like. The transcript has 2 exons. Lineage: Eukaryota; Viridiplantae; Streptophyta; Magnoliopsida; Ranunculales; Papaveraceae. The coding region runs from base 27 to 464 and encodes 145 amino acids. The record is from RefSeq and is a predicted model, not a curated record.